AUGGAUUUGUACGGUGUUGGAGAGCUUUCGGUGGGUUUUUCGAACCUCAAGUUUUAUUUUUCACGCACCUUCUCUGGGGUUUCCAAAGACAGCGCUCUGACUGAAAAUGAUAAUGAAUGGCUUUUCGCGUCAAGACCUUUUCAAAUUUUUUUCCAUGGCCUCACACUCCAGAAAGGACAUUUUAACUAACUAUAGAGAUUGGGAAAAAGUUCUACACAGGCUUCUGCGAGCCUACUAACGUACAGUAGUGGUAGUCUUUUGGCUGUAGAAUCUGGAAAACGAGGAUUCGAAAACUUUAAGUGAAAUAAUCCUUUGCCAUUUUCCAGUCGAGAAAAAGCUCAAAAUCGGUUUUUCCUUAAAUCGGGAUUUUUUUCUAGAUUUUACACUGGAAAGGAGUUGUUAAUGGACUAAAUUUAAACCAAUUAUUCUUUCUGACGUCUUUCAGAUCAGAGUGAGGUUAGGUUCACACGAAACUGUGAAUUAGUUAUCAAAUGUCUUCAUAUGGGAGAAGAUGAAAAGCAAUGAAAAAAAAGAAACCCUUCUUUAUAUACUCUAUUUAUUGUUAGCUUACAUGGGUAGAAAAAAAAAAUCCUUUUGAUGAGAGGGGAAAAUUUUUCUGGGAAACUUACACGCUGGACUACAAUACAUAUGACGGAAGUUCGAAUCCCGUUGCUGUAAUUUUGUUUUUGCCAUUUUUGUCAGUGCUCGAGAAAAGUUCAUUAUGCAUAUAGCAUCUUCUUAUAGCUUCCAAAUCAGCGAUAAGUUCAAUAUUACUAGGAAGAGUGAAAGAGUGAAAAGUUUUCCAGUGCCACAUCGCGAUCACCCUGCAGCACGUGCGUCGCGGCAUGGAGCUUCUUUCGGCUAUCGAAGAGAAGAUUGGAAAUUCGCAGCAACUCAGCGACAUCGCGGAACUCCGCCAAAAAAUCGCGCCGCUCUCCGAUCAACUCAGUCAGGUUCAGCGAUUGAUCGACAACGAGAGGUCAGUUUUUUUUUGUAUAUAGUUCCUAUGCUUGUAUUCACACAAUCAACCUGCUCGCACUUAAAAUGGCUCAAAUCGGCGCGAAUUUCAAUUAUUUCCAAUGCCAUAGGGCGCGAGUCGUUUUUAAUCGGGGCACUUUAGAGAUACAGGUUAAGUAAUUACAUUUGCGACCAUCACGGGCUUCCAAAUUGGUGAAGAAAAUCAUUUAAAGCGCUUCAUUUUAUACUACCUCUACUACGAUUUAAGCGCGUUGGUCGCACUUGGAGUGACUCAUUUUUGGAAUGGCUCAUUUUAAUUUUAGAUGCGCGUCGAGCCAUUCCAAAUACGACCAUCACGGACUUGAAACUUGUUGCGAAAAACUAUUUUAAGCGAUUCAGCGUAUAAUAAUUUUUUUACCAUUUGAAGCGCAAUUGUCGCAAUCGGAAUGGCUCGCUGAGCAUCCAUUCUAAGUGCGGCCACUUUAGAACUUCAAAUUAGAUCAGCUCCAAGAAAAUGAUCAUUUUAAGCGGCUCGAACAGUUCAAGAGAACCGGCGCCCUUGUCGAAGGAACGCGAGCGUCGUUCUGUUCGUUCUUGA
Messenger RNA from Caenorhabditis auriculariae, 1555 nucleotides. The record is from the annotation of a GenBank genome assembly. Lineage: Eukaryota; Metazoa; Nematoda; Chromadorea; Rhabditida; Rhabditidae.